UUUGUUUCAGUGCUAUGUUGAUCCCGAUUAAUUUCCACUGCUUCUUCUGGGAUCAGACUGAAGAAAAGAUCUGCCGUAUACGCCAGCUGAUAUUUUAUUUACCUCGGACUGAAUUUGUGGAGCUCAAUAAAGACGAAACUAUUUUGUCGUACCUUCGAAAGUUUUUUGCUCAAUUUGCUUGUUGUUCUCGUCUGCACGCGUUUGUAGGCAGGAAGCUUUUCAAGGACCAAUCAUUGAAAGCUUUCAUGGAACUUGCAUAUACACACGAAGGAAAAGAUCCCAUUAAUUUGUUGGCUGUUCAGAGAAGAAAACUCGAUAUGCGGCAAGUUACUGUGUAUUUGCAACUCCAGUCUGUCUACGUGUUCAAAUCGAGGCCCCUGAAGUUGGAUUUUCUUAUCAGUACUAGAAUUGAAGACAUCAAGAGUUUUAUCGAAACUACCUAUGACAUACCGAAAGAUUCGCAGUCACUAUACUCGAGCGAAGAUGAUUUAGCACCGCUGAGGAAACAUCACAAGUUAGAAGACUUGUUAAGCUUAGAAGACUUGAAUGCUUACUGUAGGAGUUCGAAAUAUCGAGCGGUUGUUGAGUUGUUGCUGUUCAUUGAGGCGCUUGGUGGAAGAAAAGACAUUCAUACAGUUGAUAUGAAAUCCAAAAUUCCAGUGCCAAUGCUGGCAAACAAAAUGGCUGGAAAGGAAAAAGUUGAAGAAAACAAAAUGGCUGAAAAUGAAAAAGUUGGAGAAACGAAAAUUGCUGAAAAGGAAAAAGUUGGAGAAAACAAAAUUGCUAGAAACGAAACUGCAGAAAACAAAAUUGCUGAAAAAGAAAAAGUUGGAGAAUCAGAAACGAAGUGUAAUGUUACGUUGAUGCCGCUGGUUUUGAAAUCGGAGCGACCUGCUAAUGCGAACGACAUCAAGUACGGGCUCGAUGUCAUUAAAAGGACGAGUGUAAGUGAUUCACCCAUCGUCCCGAAGCGCAAUCGAAUGUCAAAUUCUUCUAGCAAUUCAAGAAGCAAACGUAAUGGACACUUUUUUGACGAGCCUGAGAUGAAUCUGCCGGUCGAAGCUGAAGAAAUUUUUAAUAUUUAUGACAGUAGUGGAAGCACAAAAGACACGAUCAAAGCGUCGGAGCUUUCUGAGCACAAGAAAAGAAGAUUAAAAGUUGAUAAAUUUGAAAGUUUUGAAGGACAAGACAGUAAUGGUCCGAAUACACGGAAUCACAAACCUCGAUCUGAAAAAUUUACGGAGUCUAAUUACGUAGCAAUGGGUGACUAUCUAGUUAGUUCAGUGGAUCUAUCGGAAAUCCAGAAAACGGGAUCGGAGGCUAACGUGCAAACAAAUUACUUGAACAUGGACGGGAAUGAGAAAAUGAGCCGUUUUGAGGAAAAUCAGAAAGAACAAUUCAAUGGUAACUUUAUGUCUAAUUACAUGGAAAUGGGAUGGGAAGAGUCCUGUUCUUUCAGUCGCAGCAAUUCUGGAAGCAUGAAACGCAGUAAUCAUGAAUGGCCUAAUCGCAUUGAAAUUUUAGAUGAAGAAAAACACGAUUCGGGAAGUUCUACGCAACUGCAGAAACUGGACUCAAACAAUGCACUGCAGUCUAAUUACUGCUUAACGAUGGAUGGCAAUCCGUGUAAUUGCGAAACUUGUAAAAGAGCAGCAGAGGAAGAAGAAUAUUUCCUGUUCUGGGAAAAGGUGAUGAAAGAGCAACAAGGAUAUGAGGAAGCAAACCUACCCAGUCGUCCGAAGGAUCAAUCAUCUUCAUUGAUGAUCUCAAAUUACAUCGAUAUGAGUGGAAGUCUAAACAGUUCAACGGGCUUUGAGGAACAGGAAAAAAUAAACUUUGAUUUAAAGUACGGACAUAAUGCUUGGAGAAAAUGUGCCGUAGGAAUUGGCGAAAACCCAUCUGCUUUUUGGAAGCAGAAGUUUCCACCGGUCGCUUUUAACAAAACCAAUGAAAACUGGCGGUUCAGUGUUGCGAACUUAUAUACAUCAAGUCCUACGGACGGCUAUAUAGAGCGCUACCCCAUAAAUUCCGGCUUUCAAUCCCGUUACUGUGAAUUGGGUUGUGAGUUUUGUGGUAUGCGUGUUCGCUGUCUAACCAAGACGGAACGCCAGAAUCGGCUAUUGAAACACACCAAUUCAUUCAAAAAAAGUCAGAUAAUAUGUGAGAAUUUGGAAGAUGUUUCUGAACGCCAAAUGGGAAAGAAGUUGAAUGAAGUCAAUGCUAAUGCAAAAAAUUCGGCGAAUGUUUCUGAACCUCAAACAAAGAAAUCUGAAAGUGAUUUGCGUUCAAAUUAUCUGAAAAAUGAAGCUAAAGAAGCUGUUUCACUUAAAAUGCCAUACAAUAGCCGCGUCACCGGAGACCAAAAAGAGCAACCGAGCUCUGGUAAGGUUCGUCGUUUCAGAAAAUUAAGAAAUGGAGCAAAGAGAGCUGUCAUGGCUAACGAUAGUAUGUCCGAGAAUGAUCAAGAAAAAGAGAAGCCAGAAUUGGGAGCUGAUGCUAAGUCCAGCUCCGAGGAAAAGCGUUGGAAAUUCUGGAAACCACCUGAAACAGGAUUUAAAACAGACUUAACGGAACCCGUCGUUGAAAGGCCGCCGAUUCAAGUGGAAUGGAGAGACAAUGUUCUUACCAUAUCGAAACUUGGAAGGAAAAACCAGCCGAGAAAAGUUCCGUUUGGAGCGGUGAAGAAACAAACGUCCUUUGAGCAGAUGGGUUUUGACGAAUUGAAGAUUAGCAAUCGAAGCAGCGAAUUGUCAGCAGAGGAGAAGCGAAAAGCUUUUGCGAAGAAAUCAUUUUCGCUCGAUUGUGCAAAAGAGCCGAAAGACCUGGGAAAAUUCGCCAAUGCUGAAGCUCAGUUGAUGAUCGCCAAAUUUAAUAUACAGAAAUUAGAACAGGAUAUAGGCAAUGAAGAGUUAAUCCAAGUUGAUAUGUAUGCAUUUUCGGAGAGAGUUGGACAGAUUCGAGCGUCAAUUGAUACCAUAGUACAUAAUGUAGAAAUGCAAUCACAAUCUCGAAGCGAGUCUCGAAACGAUCUGCAAUCGUCUGAAAAAGAUAGCACCGACCGCAGUAUGAUCGAAAAAUUUCGAAAUCAGAGAAAUGCGCAUAGAGAGUUCUCUAGUGUACAGUUCAAUAACAGUCCAGAAAAGGGAGUAGGAGUGCAUGCAUGUAAAGGUCUGGCGCAUUGUCGAGCUUGCUUAAUUGAGGAAUGCGAACGCUUAAGAAAUGUUGAAUUGAAGCGAAUUGGUCAAGCCCUGACAAAGACUAAAUGGCGGAAAUUUGAGAAAGAACCGGUCAGAGAGAAUAAGUGCUCGGAGCCGAAAUGGGAUUCAAGAUAUGUGAAGGACAAAGAUUCAGCACUCGGAGAGUAUGGUCGAUUCGAUCCGUCUGCUGAUUUGACCUUGAACUCUGGACUACUAUGCACUAGAUACUUUUCACCAGAUGCCAAGGAGGAUCGUGGUGGAAGGAAAUUACUACGAAAGCAGAAAACAGUUGAAGAAGUGGGUUCUGAAACUACAAGCAUUGGCAGCAUUGAUUCGAAGUGUUUUGAGUCGAGUUCAGGUAGUAGCCUUGAUCUCACAAUCGAAAUUUCUUCCCUUAAAAAGUUGACGACAGAACCGAAAAAACUGGACAUCGGAAAAAAUUCAGUAUCAUCUGACCAAGAUAGAAGUCAGGAAACUGAUGUGGAGAAUUGUUCGUCCAAGCUUCUAAAUUUACGUGGUGCUAAAAGAGACAACCUAGGCCAAAAACAGAAAGGUGACGAAUUUUAUAGGGAAACUAACAAAGAAAACGUGAAAAAAUCAAAACGUUCUGAGUCGAAAACCAAGCCUGAGUAUCCGGACGAAGUUUGCAAAGAUAUGGAGCAGAACUUUGACCAAUCCGCGAAAAAAAAUAACUACGAAUUUGAGAAAAUAAAUAAAAAAGGAUACAAAAUAGAUUGUAAAGAGACAGUUGACGAAGCGACUGGGAUGUAUUUAAAGUCUCAUUGGUCCGAAAAGCUGUAUACUGGAAAUUUUUGUAGUGAAAAGGCUGACGAAGAGACUGUUGCGUUGAUUGAUUUGAAAGAGUGCUCAAGUCCUUGCCAUCCGUUUUAUGAUCACUUCGAAGUCGUGCUAGGUUGGAUGGAUUGUACGGUAGGUCUUUCAAUUGAAGUAAAAUAUCAAAUCAACAUGUCAGGGAAAAUAUAUACAGUUGAGAAAGCACUGUAUAGACCGAAUCAAAAGCUGGAGCAGUAUUUCAACUUGGAAAAAGGCUUGACGAGCUACAAAAAAGCGACGGACGGAGCCAAAAUGGACAAAUCUGAUUGGAUCGUGGAAAUAAAGCCUAUUUAUGUUUAUUACGCAACUAAAUCGAAAAAGGCUGAGGAUAUUUUUAAAGACGGUUUUAAUCACGCCACAGACGAAGAUUUGAAAAUAGCGGGAGAAAAGUUAAUUUUUGCCGGAAAUCCAGAAGCAGCGGUGAUUUGUGGAAAAUCAGGAAAACUGGAUAAUCCUGACAAUUGUGUUAUUAUGUGUGAAUUGAUUCCAGGGUUUUCCAGGAGAAAUUGUGUUCACGAUUUGAUGGAUGUGGAUAAUUGCGCGUGUGAUUUUCACGUGAUUAAAGGUGUUAACAAUGUGCGCGAGGAUGAUGGGUUUUUUUACGUGCGAAGAGUGAACAGUCGAGUUUUGCCACUUUACCAAUUGAGUUUUCGGGAUGAAAAAAAGUGAAGCAAAACUGAGUUAACUUCUGAUUGACUUUGUUUUAACUUCUUAAAUUGAAUCUUGAGAAUUGUUGUGGAAACUAUGAAUAUGUAGAAUGGGCAACAAGCAGGAGAUUAACAUUGGUUUUAUGGAACUGAUUUGAAAAGUUGUAUUUAAAUGAAUGAAUUGAUUUUGAACGUUUUGAUAUACUUGAAUUGUGUCUAAUAACUUGAUGUACAAAAUGUCUGUAAAAAUGAAUUAGUUGUAGAUGACUCCAAUCAAAAUUCAAUACCAAAUCUAGUUCUAUCUUUAUCUAUUAAAAUCGGAUCUAUUACCAAAAA
Messenger RNA from Symsagittifera roscoffensis, 5014 nucleotides. RefSeq lists its product as uncharacterized. The coding region runs from base 15 to 4700 and encodes 1561 amino acids. Lineage: Eukaryota; Metazoa; Xenacoelomorpha; Acoela; Convolutidae. The transcript has 6 exons. The record is from RefSeq and is a predicted model, not a curated record.